This is a messenger RNA of Rotaria socialis, 339 nucleotides long. The record is from the annotation of a GenBank genome assembly. Lineage: Eukaryota; Metazoa; Rotifera; Eurotatoria; Philodinida; Philodinidae.
AUGUCGGCUGCUGAUGAACAUGCGUUUAAAUCAAUGAAAACAGAAGAAAAAAAUGAAGAAAACCAACAGAAAGAAGAAGAUGAAGAAGAUAAAAAUCAAGAUCGAUUAUUUCAAUUUUUAAAAGAUUUGCACCAGCAUCGCACCGAUGCUCGCAAAUUGGGUGAAAUUCAAUCAUUAACAAUGUAUGAAAAGAAAAAUGCUGAAACUCCACUUGAUGAUUUACUUAUGAAAGACGAUCCAAAAAACGAAGACGAAGAAUUUUUACUAGGCAAAGUUGGUAAAUAUGAUCGACGAUUUCAACUUGUUAAACGUGCUAUUAAAAAAGCAUCAGCACCAUAA